This is a messenger RNA of Magnusiomyces paraingens, 1002 nucleotides long. RefSeq lists its product as uncharacterized. Bases 1 to 1002 code for a protein of 333 amino acids. The transcript has a single exon. The record is from RefSeq and is a predicted model, not a curated record. Lineage: Eukaryota; Fungi; Ascomycota; Dipodascomycetes; Dipodascales; Dipodascaceae.
AUGUCUGAACAAAAUAAUCGUUCUUUAAAAGACCUUAUCAAGUAUGCUUGGGCAGUUACUGGUUUGGUACCAUUAGUAGGAAAUUCUGAUAGUCUUUUUUCCGAAGUUGAAGGAUACCUCGAUGUACUAAACAUGGAAGAAAUAACUAUUGAAAAUGUUACGCCUGAAGAUUCUCAUUUUGACCCAGAUGAAACAUUUGAAAAAGACGAUCAUGAGGAUAGCUAUGAAGACGAUGAAGAGGAAGAGUACCAAGAGGAUGAAGACAAAACUGAAGAUGAAGAAGAGAAUUCCAGGGUAGAUGUGGAGGAAAUUCAGGAUUAUGCUGAUGUUAAAUUUGUUGAAAAUAGUGGAAAUAAACUAUUUUCAGCUAACGAGAGUAUUAGUAAUAUGGAUAGUGAUGAUGAUUUAAUUAUUAUUGAUUCAGGACCCUCUGGUGUUGUUUCUACCAAAAAUUCCAGCGGCUUUGUAUCUCGUAAUAAUUCAUCAAUGGCUAAUACCGAUGAGUUUUUGGAUAAUUUGAUAUCUAAUGUCAUGCAGCAAUUUGAAAAUUCUGAUUCAAUGCCACAAUCAUCUGUUGAAAUAAUAAAUUCCUAUGGAGCUGAUGAGGAGUUAACUGUUCAAAAAAAUACCAAGGAACUAAACAUGACAAAAUUUAAGCAAAAUGCACUGGAAAUUGUUCCAAUUGAGCUACAGGCUGCGUAUGGACGCUGGUUUGAUUCGCUGGACGAUCACCUUAAAACACUGCGAGCCCGCAAAAAAUCACAAAGUUCUAUAGAGUUUGAUGGGUCUAAAAAAGUGGUUGAAACGAGUACAAUGACUGAAAAUUGUAGCAAAAAUAGCUUUAUUUUAUCUAAAGGGGAAAAUGUUCCUAAAGUUUCUUUAUCGAAAAUACCUUUUGAGAUAAGUAAUAAUUUUAGUAACAACGAUAACAAUAACGCCGACGAUGACGAUGACGAUGACGACGACUUGAUUGUGCUAAAGACAGUUCCUGUUGGUCACUAG